GGUAAUGUAUGCGUUGUUCUGACUGUAGAGGGCAACAUUCCCCCACAGCGGUCAGUCUGCCGCAAACUGCAGAAGAAGAAGAAACCCGGAAGUGAGCUCGUGUUGUAAACAAAACACAUGUGAAGAGUUGUUCUGCUGUCAGAAAGAGCCGGCGUUUACAUUGGGAAUUGAUACGGUAUUCUUCAGGAAGUCCGCGAAAACGAGGGAAUGGAAGAAGCUCUUGUUCGAGCCACCAUCCCUCAGGAUCUGGAGAAGCUUCUCGGUGUGGAGUCUCGACCCCACCCUAAAGCCUUCACCGAUGCCUUCCUGAAGAACAGCCUCCCGCAGACCACACGCUGCGAUGUGAACAACCUGCUGACCCACAAGGCUCUGAUCCUGGGCUACAGCAGGCCCAAGAAGGACAAGAGGAAGAGCAAGAAAACCAAGGGACUGAACGCCCGGCAGAAGAGGGCCAUGAAGGUCUUCCAGCUCAAACCUGAGCACCAGAGAUACGAGCUCUUCCUGCCUCUGCAUGACCUCUGGAGACAGUACGUUUAUCGACCAUGUGGCAGCGGGCUGAAGCCAACAAGCAAUCCACAGUUUGUGCAGCAGAAGCUCCUGAAGGCUGACUUCCACGGUGCCAUCGUCACAGUGGUGCGCUCUAAAUGCCCGUCGUAUGUAGGGACUACCGGGAUCAUCGUCCGAUUCAAACACGUCUUCAAGAUCAUCACCAGAGAAGACAAACUGAAAGUGAUCCCCAAGAGGAACAGCGUGUUCUCAGUGGAGAUCAACGGCUUCGUGUCCCACAUCUACGGGAGCAAGUUUGAGCAGCGAGCCAGUGAACGCUCCGAGAAGUUUAAAGUGAGAGGAACCAUCGACCUGUGAGGAGUCAGUGACCAUCAGAGACAUGACACACACUGCCUCACACUGCCCUCUGUCGGCAGUCAGGAGGAACUGCAACAACAAUGGCACAUAUAGCAAGUGGUCUUUUAUUGUUUGUGGGGACCAUACCUUUUUUUUGUAUUUUGAAGGGAUCCCCGCUGAUUCUGCUCUGGAUGAAUUUGAGUUACACAUGGUGAGGACUGAAAAGCCACUAACUCAGUUAGAUAAUGUUUUUCUGUGUGCGAGAAAAACAACCCUGAUGAUGUCAUCACUCAUCUGCUUGGAGAAUUCAAAGUAAUAGGGAUGGUCCCAAUUACGGCCCUUUUCCCAAUCCAAGUGGAUUUAAUAUUGGGUAUCUUGAUUCAAUAUGGUAAUGUUAAUUAAAUACAUAUCUGACACUGUAAAAAUACAGACUGUCAUUUGUAACCUAUUGUAUACCAGCUACUGGAACCAAAAACCAAAGCCUGGUAUCAUUAUAAUAGUAUUUUGUUCAUGCUUUUGCUAGGGCUGCUUCAGAGUGACAAACAAUGAAAAACAUGUCAGAAAGUGGUUGUUUUUUGAAAAAAUGUUAAAAUUCCUCAAAGAAAAAGCCUCACUAAGCCUUUUAUCAGUUACAUUUCAAAGAAAGCCCAGUUACGUGUGUAGUGUUAGGGCUCAUUAGACUGUACACCUGUAAACUGGUAAUUUGUUUUUUCAGAGCUUUGUGUGUAGUGCAUGAGGAAAUAAAAAGGUGGAGGUUUUAUAUAUUGUGUUAGUGGAAGUCCAUUGCAGAGCAUGUUUUCUGUUGGACAGCAGUGUUUGUUUUUAUUGUGAAAUGUAUUUUGUACAGAAUAGGAUGAAGCUAAAGUGACGCAUAUGUCCGUCUGCACCCUUUGUGUAACAGAUCAAGUGAAGCUCUGUGGACUGUACUGAACUGAAUACAAAUAUGACACUGUG
Trematomus bernacchii (emerald rockcod) is the source of this 1797-nucleotide messenger RNA. It is a transcript of the gene pop4, whose product is annotated as POP4 homolog, ribonuclease P/MRP subunit. Gene Ontology annotation, cellular component: ribonuclease MRP complex; ribonuclease P complex. Gene Ontology annotation, biological process: rRNA processing; tRNA 5'-leader removal. Gene Ontology annotation, molecular function: ribonuclease P RNA binding. The record is from RefSeq and is a predicted model, not a curated record. Lineage: Eukaryota; Metazoa; Chordata; Actinopteri; Perciformes; Nototheniidae.